Messenger RNA from Parastagonospora nodorum SN15, 1422 nucleotides. RefSeq lists its product as hypothetical. Gene Ontology annotation, biological process: transmembrane transport. The transcript has 5 exons. Gene Ontology annotation, molecular function: transmembrane transporter activity. The coding region runs from base 1 to 1422 and encodes 473 amino acids. NCBI's taxonomy places the organism in Eukaryota, Fungi, Ascomycota, Dothideomycetes, Pleosporales, Phaeosphaeriaceae. Gene Ontology annotation, cellular component: membrane. The record is from RefSeq and is a predicted model, not a curated record.
AUGUAUGCUCACAACAUUGCCGUCGCGGGUAAGCGCGAAGGUUUAUCAUCCAUCAUGGAUGUUACCGAGAAAGGAGAGUUUGGCGUGAGCACCGCCAGGAAAGGCGAUGAAGAGUUGAUGAACGCAGACGAGACGCGACUCGCUGAGAUGGGAUUAGGCUUGGGCAUUGUGACGGAGAUCAAUGCCGGCGGACCAGGAGCCAUCAUCUAUGGCUUUAUCCUUGUUACAAUAUUGCAGUGCUUUCUCGGUGCUUCUUUGGCAGAAUUCGUCUCCAGCUAUCCUACUGAAGGCGGCAUGUACCAUUGGAUAGCUGCUGUUGCGCCCAAAAAGCAGUCCGCUUUUCUCAGCUUUCUCACUGGAUGGUUUACUGUUUGUGGCUCAUCUACGAACUUGAUCUAUGCGCAGACACUGGGAGCACUGAUCGCCCUUUACCACCAGGACAUGACAGUCAAAACUUGGGAGAUUUUCGUGAUCUAUCAAGGUCUAAAUCUUCUCACAGCCUCGGUUGUGCUCUUUGGUAACAAGAUCAUCCCAGGCCUAAACAGAUUCUCCCUCUUCUACCUCCAGAUUGGUUGGCUAGUUGUCCUUGUCACCGUCGUGGCCUGCGCACCAACGCACCAGAGCCCCGAAUUCGUAUUUCGCACCUGGAUUAACAAUACUGGCUGGGAGAACAAUGUCGUAGCCUUUGCUCCGUCGCGCAAUGCACCCCUUGCCAUUGCUAUUACACUCUCGAUCGCCUUCUUCACCGGCCUGACAUACUUGAUUGGGCUGAUGUUCAGCGUUCAGGACUAUAGCGCGCUCGGGACAACAAACACUGGCCUUCCCCUCGCAGAGCUAUUCCGCCAAGCUACACAGUCAGCGGGAGGCGCCUUCGGCCUCACCUUUAUCCUCUUCAUUGCAUUGGGCCCAUGUGUCAUUUCAUCUCAGCUCUCGAGCUCGCGCGUGCUGUGGGCCUUUGCACGUGACGGGGCCAUGCCGUGGUCCUCGACAUGGGCACGCGUGAGCUCGCGAUACGGCAUACCAUUUAAUGCACAGUUGCUCGUAACGGCUGCAAACGCAGCACUGGGUUGCAUUUACCUCGGCAGCUCUACAGCGUUCAAUGCCAUGCUUGGCUCUGCCGUUACCAUCAACAACAUCGCAUACUAUAUCCCAAUUCUUACCAAUAUGCUUACCGGACGACGCAAUAUGUACAAGGGUGCUUUCUACAUGGGUAAAUGGGGUUGGCUAGUUAAUGGUGUAACCAUUUGCUGGCUCACUUUUGCUAUAGUCUUUUUCAGCUUUCCUUACGCCAAGCCUGUCACAGUUCAAGGAAUGAACUAUACUUGCGUUGUCGUUGGAUCUUUGCCAAUUUUGAUCAUCGGGUGGUGGUUUUGGGCUGGAACGUUCUACAGGGAAAAGAUCGCUGCUGCGAAGCAGGAAUGA